Aquila chrysaetos chrysaetos is the source of this 6094-nucleotide messenger RNA. It is a transcript of the gene PLEKHH2, whose product is annotated as pleckstrin homology, MyTH4 and FERM domain containing H2. Gene Ontology annotation, biological process: negative regulation of actin filament depolymerization. Bases 673 to 5175 code for a protein of 1500 amino acids. Lineage: Eukaryota; Metazoa; Chordata; Aves; Accipitriformes; Accipitridae. Gene Ontology annotation, cellular component: cytoskeleton; cytoplasm. The transcript has 30 exons. Gene Ontology annotation, molecular function: actin binding. The record is from RefSeq and is a predicted model, not a curated record.
UAUAUUUAAAAAAUCUACACCGCCAGCUUUCAGAAUGUCACAUAAAAGUUAAACAUUUGUACCUAACGUGAUGUCACACUGCAACCUUUAAAAUCGCUGUCAUCGGGAAAAGGGACGUAAAAUGAUCUUCUGUGUUUUAAUGUCGUUUGCUGCACGCAUUUGACAGUGCUCUGCAGAUGAGCCACGGCUUGUGCCAUUUCCCUGGGAAGCCACGCAGGCAGUGGCUCCGUAAUGAGCUGGGAGGGGGCAGCCUGGCCCCUGAAGUCAGGAGGGUUUGCUGGGGUCUGCGCCCGGUGCUGGAGCCGGGGAGCCCUGGCUGACGUGUUGCUUCAUGGGAACAACCUCGUCAAUAGCUAAGAAGCAGCAGAAAAAAACAUUUGUAAAUCAGAUUUUGAAGAAAGUUCUUAAUAGUUUAGGCUUUUGAGCACAGUUUGAGCACAGAAUUAUGCAAAAUGAGUCAAAUGGAAAAUAAAGUUACCAGUGUUUCGACACGAGUAAGGGCCCUGCCAGCAACAAACCUGAGAAUGACUUCCUUGAUUCCCAAACAGGUCCACUUUGUGCCUCAUCAUUUCCUUUCUCCAGUCCAACAUUUAUGGAUCCAAAACUAUUUGAAAGUGCCGAGUUUGAGUGAAAAGGGUGGAAGAAAGGGGCCUGAAAUUCGAGAGCAUAAAUAUGGCUGAGCUUUCAGAGCCAGAAGGUACUGUAAACUGGAAGGAAAGAUGUUUAACUCUGGAGUCACAGUUAAUGAAAUUUCGUCUCCAGGCAAGCAAGAUCAGAGAAUUGUUAGCAGAAAAGAUGCAACAGCUUGAGAAACAAGUUAUAGAUGCUGAUCGUCAAGCAGAAAGAGCUUUUCAGCAGGUGCAGGUCAUGGAAGAAAAAUUAAAAGCAGCUAAUGUUCAAACGAGCGAAUCAGAAACCAGGUUAUAUAAGAGAUGUCAAGAUCUGGAGAUCCUGAUACAAGAUAAAAAUGACAUAAUACAAAAAUUGGAGCAACAACUUGAAGAACAGAAGCAAAUAAGACUGCAAGAAGCAAAAAUCAUAGAAGAAAAAGCAGCUAAAAUAAAAGAAUGGGUGACAGUCAAGCUCCAUGAGUUAGAGGUGGAAAAUCAGAACCUUCGCUUGAUCAACCAAAAGCAAACCAAAGAGAUGAAAACAGUACAAUCUAAACUGCAAGAAGCUACAGGCAAGAAAUCGGUUAAUUCAACACAAAAACCUGGAGAGUGUCAGCGACUAAGCAGUUUGACUUUUGGAUGCUUUUCAAACAGAGCAAGAAGUCCUCAACCAUCUCCUAAGUUUGAAGAAAUAAGCAAGUCUUCAUCUAAAGAGUCAGACUACACUGAAGGCAAAAACAUGCUAGAGAAGGAUAUCCUGGAAACUACCUUCGCUGGUCCUGCACACGAGGCCAAUAAAGGUCAGAAGUCAUUGCAACAAAGUUCCUCUGGAUCAGAGCAGAACAAAAAUGUAAGAACAAGCUGUUCAUUCAAAGAUAUAGACAGCGACAUGUCAAAGAACUCCUGCACUACCGGGAGUGACUGGAGCUCAGACGAGGAUGGAGGAGACAAUAAAGGACUGAAAUCCAGGUGUGCAUCGACUCUUUCAAGCCACACAUCUGAGGAGAAUGCAAGGUACAGUAGAGUGGGAAGUGAAAUGUAUUUGACAGCAUCUGAUGACAGUAGUUCUCUAUUUGAAGAAGAGAGUUUUGGUGUUCAGAGGACUCAGCAGAAGAAGUUAUACUCCUGGCAGCAAGGGUCCCAAAGAAAAGGCCAGAACAAUCCAGGUGGAAAGUGCAACUCUGACUUCACAAGUAAAAAGAAAGACCAAGAUAGUUCUUCAGAUGAGCUGAAUAAGAAAUUUCAGUCUCAGAGGCUAGAUUAUUCAUCCUCAUCCAGUGAGGCAAAUACCCCAAGUCCAAUUUUAACCCCUUCUCUGACACCCAAACACCCAAUUCUAGCAACUUCUGCGGGUUCUCAGUGCACAAUGCCAUCAGAUUCUCCCUCAAAUUUGCCACGUCCAAAGUUACGGACUCCAAAUGUGUUUAGUAUAAAUUCAGCAUUAGCAAAGAAACAUCUAAGCCAGCCCCAGUUGAGUUCUGACAGAAUGUUUGGUAGAAAUAGAAAUGCCAUAAGCAUGAUACGUCCAUGGAGACCUCAGGAAACAGACAUUGAUCUGGUGGAUGGAGAAGAUACUGAUAUUUUAGAGAAAAUGGAGAUUGGUUGUGAUGAAGGAGUGUUUACCUAUGACUGCACUGAAACACAAAAUGCUGAAGCCCAGGAAUCUUGUGAUACGACAAAAAAGGGUGCUAGCAACAAACCUCCAACCCCUCCAUUACAUCGAUUUCCAUCCUGGGAAAGCAGAAUUUAUGCUGUAGCCAAAUCUGGUUUAAGGAUGUCUGAAGCUUUCACCAUGGAGUAUCUUAACAAAAGUGCUGUUUCACUAACUUCAUACUCCAUAUCUGGAUUAUAUACAUCUCUGAUAUAUAAGAACAUGACCACUCCUGUCUACACCACUUUGAAAGGGAAAGCAACUCAAAUAAGCAACAGCCCAUUUAUAGAUGAGUCGUCAGGAUCUGAGGAAGAAGACAGCUCUCGGUCCAGCUCAAGGACUUCUGAGUCUGAUUCUCGAAGUAGAAGUGGUCCGGGUAGUCCUCGGGCUAUGAAACGAGGUGUGUCUCUGUCUUCUGUGACCUCAGAAAGUGACUAUGCUAUUCCUCCAGAUGCAUAUUUAGUAGAUACAGACUAUUCAGAGCCAGAGCAGAAACUUCCUAAGACCUCUUCCUCAUCUAGUGAUAAUGGAAAAAAUGAACCUUUGGAAAAGUCUGGAUAUCUGUUAAAAAUGGGUGGUAAAGUAAAGACCUGGAAACGGCGGUGGUUUGUGCUUAAAGGAGGUGAAUUACUAUACUACAAAUCUCCCAGUGAUGUCAUUCGAAAACCUCAAGGUCAAAUUGAGUUAAAUGCAUCUAGCCACAUUGAAAGGGGUGAUGGAAAACAAACAAUUCAGCUGACCACAGAAAAACGAACAUACUACCUGACUGCAGAUUCUCCCAACAUCUUAGAAGAAUGGAUCAAAGUACUACAGAAUGUUCUUAAAAUACAGGCUGCCAGCCCACUUUUCAUACAGCCAGAAAUCAAGCCAACCAUGAAAGGGUUACUUACAAAGGUGAAACAUGGAUAUUCCAAAAGAGUUUGGUGUACCCUAGUUGGAAAAAUUCUGUAUUAUUUCCGUAAUCAAGAAGACAAGUUUCCUCUUGGUCAAAUCAAGCUAUUUGAGGCAAAGGUUGAAGAAGUUGAUAGAUCAUGUGAUUCUGAUGAAGAUUAUGAGGCUAGUGGUCGCAGUUUAUUAUCAACACAUUACACUGUUGUUAUCCACCCCAAAGAUCAAGGACCCACUUAUCUUCUUAUAGGAUCCAAACACGAGAAGGACAUGUGGCUUUAUCAUCUGACAAUUGCUGCUGGAAGUACCAGUGUAAAUGUUGGAUCUGAGUUUGAACAACUUAUUUGCAAAUUAUUAAAUAUGGAAGGCGAUACCAAUUCUCAGAUUUGGAGACAUCCUACCCUUUGCCACAGCAAAGAAGGAAUUACUUCCCCUCUUACAACAUUGCCAUCAGAAGCCUUGCAAACUGAAGCAAUUAAAUUAUUUAAGACCUGCCAGUUGUUUAUAAAUGCUGCAGUUGACUCUCCUGCCAUUGAUUACCAUGUAUCUUUGGCCCAAAGUGCUUUGCAGAUCUGCCUCACACAUCCUGAACUUCAAAAUGAGAUCUGUUGUCAGCUUAUUAAACAGACAAGACGUCGACAUCCACAAAACCAGGCAGGACCAAUACAGGGCUUGCAGCUCUUGGCUCUCUGCGUUGGACUCUUUCUGCCCCAGCACCCAUUCCUUUGGCUUCUUAAACUUCAUUUAAAGAAGAAUGCAGAUUCCAGGACUGAAUUUGGGAAAUAUGCAAUAUAUUGUCAGCGAUGCGUAGAGCGUACCCAGCAGAACGGAGACCGAGAAGCCAGACCUUCCAGAAUGGAAAUCCUUUCCACACUUCUAAGGAACCCCUACCACCAUUCACUGCCCUUUAGUAUUCCAGUUCAUUUCAUGAAUGGCAUAUAUCAGGUUGUUGGGUUUGAUGCCUCUACAACAGUGGAGGAAUUUCUGAACACCCUGAACCAGGAUACAGGGAUGAGGAAACCAGCUCAGUCAGGAUUUGCACUGUUUUCUGAUGAUCCCUCUGGCAAGGAUAUAGAGCACUGUCUUCAAGGAAACAUCAAGAUCUGUGACAUUAUUUCAAAAUGGGAGCAAGCCUCCAAAGAACAGCACCCUGGGAAAUGUGAAGGCACAAGGACUGUCCGCCUUACUUACAAAAAUAGGCUUUAUUUUUCAGUUCAAGUCCAUGGGGAGACAGACAGAGAGAAGCUGCUGCUAGUAUAUCAGACAAAUGAUCAAAUAGUCAAUGGACUUUUCCCUGUAAACAAAGAACUAGCAAUGGAAUUGACAGCUCUUUUAGCUCAGGUAGAGAUUGGAGAUUUUGAACGACCUUUCUCAACUCCAGCAGGGCAAGUCACUUCCCAGUCCAAGUCCAAUCAAACAUUAAAACAAGUUUUGGAGAGAUUCUACCCUAAGAGAUAUAGGCAUGGUUGUUCAGAGGAACAAUUAAGACAGCUUUGUCAGCGAUUGUCUACAAGAUGGAUGGCUCUCCGAGGGCACAGUGCUGCAGACUGUGUGCGCAUUUAUCUCACUGUAGCCAGAAAAUGGUCUUUCUUUGGUGCUAAAUUGUUUGCAGCAAAACCUUUAGCAACAUCCUCAGUUGAGAAGUCCUUCAUAUGGUUUGCUGUACAUGAAGAAGGCAUAAGCAUCCUAGAUUACAGCUCUAUGCGAUUAACAGUUACAUAUACAUAUAAGAGUCUGAUGACUUUCGGAGGCUAUCAAGAUGAUUUUAUGUUGGUUGUUAACAAUGCUCACACAAAGGACAAAUCAACUGAAAAACACCUUUUUGCCAUGACAAAACCAAAGAUUCUUGAGAUCACUCUACUGAUUGCCAGCUAUAUUAACAACUUUAAUCAGCUGAAAGGAGCUGCUCAUCACCUCUCUGCUCCAGCAUUACUGACACCUCAAAGCGGACAGAAGCUCAAGGAAAUGGGGAGUCAGCCCCUUCUUGCAAACAACAGACCAACUAAAUGUCCCACUUUGUUAUGAGAGGAUUAUGUAUAAUGAUAAUGAAUCUUUGUUACAGGGUUUCUACACUGAUUGAAAACUUUGACCUACAAGAAGUAGAGCAUAAGCGAGUCCAUAACGCGGACAGGUUUACAUUCAUUUCAGUGGUAUAUAACAGGAGGAGCCCUUUAAUUAAAGCCCUGGCCUGAACUGGAAUGAUGAUGAGCCAAUUUAAGGAUUAUGCUUUACUGGUGGUGGCUUGUGCCUACAGCUCAGAAAUAAAUGUGUCUGUUGAUAGUGAUGGGGAAAGGUGGCCUUGGGAACAAUUGUAUAGAUUUUAGUAGUUUUCCAGAUACUUACUCAGGGACCAAACUAUAGUUUUUCAAAACUAUACAAGUUGUAUAACCUUCAUUUUGAAAAGGAAUUUUUGUUUAAAAAAACAGUCAAAUACACAACAUUUUCCACUUCCAGCACCCGUCCUUAUUUGCAGUACAAGCACUAUGGGACUAAAAAGAAUGAACUGUUUGAUUUGCAUAAUUGUUUCUCCUUUAAAAAAACCCAUAAGCACAUCAUGUAACUAUUACAAAUUUAAAGAGUAUUCUCAUGAUACACACUAGCCUUUGUUAUACAGCUAUUUUACUUGGCACAUCUUCAGCCUUGGUCUGGUAAAUUUCUAAAUAAUUCCUCUCUGCCCCAGCCUUUUGGAAAAAGCUAAAUUGGACAGGCACUGUAUUUAGUACAGUUUUGUUAAACAAGGUCCCAUACCUAAUUUCUUCUUUAAUCCAGAACAAUAAUAUAAUACAGAUGCAAGAAUGACUCACAAUCCAAAACACAAGAAUAACAUAGAAAGCCAUUGCUUGAACUGUUGUGAAUAAACUUGGAGACAUAUGUGAAAUACAAAAUUCAUGUAUAAUGUGUAUAAUGUAUAUACAUUGAUUCAGAAUAAUAUUUUGUAAAAGUU